Messenger RNA from Ciona intestinalis (vase tunicate), 2349 nucleotides. RefSeq lists its product as uncharacterized. Lineage: Eukaryota; Metazoa; Chordata; Ascidiacea; Phlebobranchia; Cionidae. The record is from RefSeq and is a predicted model, not a curated record.
UGCGUGUUUGAAUUGGAGUCCAAAAAACAGAAAUUUUAGAAGAAAAUUUUUAACCUGGGUAUACAUGGCUAUCAGAAUGCAUGGCGUUGUGGUGGCCAUGUCGUUCAGCUGUUUUUCAAGUUUUUGCCCUGCUGUGGUUGUGUAGCGUACAGCAAGCGCUAGGCGACGUGUGCGAGCCAAGUAACGGAACCCUUCUCUUCGACCGGUAUACGAGUAAACUCAUUCCGCCCGAAAGAAGGUUUAUGCUUUUUGCGUCCGACACCUUAGGAGUAAAUUCCAAAUCUGUCGAGACUUUAGAUUUUGACCAUGCUAAGUGUAUUGAAGCAGGAAAUGAAACAGUAGUAAUACGUCCUUGCAACAGCAGCAUCGUAUCGCAAAAGUGGUACCAGCUUCAUAACCAACUUGUCAGUAUACCUAUCGGCAAAUGUAUUGCAAGCGAACCGAACAAUUUCGAUACCGAUCUUCAGUUGAAGAAUUGUAGAACGGGCCAACCAAGUCAAGAAUGGUCGUGUUUGCAUCAUAACAGCACAGAAGUAUUGUUGUCAAGCGCUGGACGUUUCCUGGCUGUCAGCUCUGGUACUGUACAUACUGUGGACACGAAACCAGCAAACUGGCGAUGGAAAAUUGCGGACAAUUCUGGAAAAGUACUUGAGAAAAAUCCGGCCGCUAAAAGGUUAUGUCUUACUGCAGCAUCGGCAUGUCCUUUUCCAAAGCAAGGUGUUCGAUCUUAUUUCGUAACAUCUGAUACUGCACUAGCAAAGGUCAUGCACCCGCCAAAGGAAUUGGUUCUAAAACACUUGGGCGACACCAUCAGGAUGUGUUAUGCUGUUGGAAACAACAUUCUUGCUGUAUGCCCAUUGGGUUUCGUUGCUCUUGGUUCCCAAACCAAACAACACCAAGAGAAAACUUGCUUGGCUGGGGGUGUAUGGUCAGAACAACAACCUUUACAUUGUGUUAGGCGGAGCUGUGGGCGACCAGAUGAAGGCCAUCAUUCAACGUUUAUCGCAGAAAGGGGCUAUCUUUAUGGCGACGUUGUUCACUACACAUGUGAUGCGGAAUACAUCCCAGACCGAUCAUCACGAAUAUGCGGACCGGACGGAAGAUGGUCAGGUUUUGCUCUUUACUGCAAACAUUCUUGUCAGUUUUAUUUGACUGGUAACUCUGGAACCGUGACGUCACCAAAUUACCCUCAACCGUAUCCGGCUUCAAAGAACUGCGAGUGGAAAAUAGAAGUAGAACAAGGUCUUCGAGUCGUCAUCUGGUUUCGAGACUUCUUCAUUGAACCUGGAUCUCCCUUUACUGGAGAUUGUCGGCACGAUGUGUUUUAUAUAAAUGACACCAUAGGUAACAAAAUCAAACAAUUUUGUGGUUCUUUGUAUCCCGAAUCAUGGAUUGCUGCGAGUAAUAAAGUGAAGUUGGUAUUCUGUUCAGAUGUUUCGGGCAAUAGUAAAGGUUUCAAGAUCGACUACACUUCUUGGAAUAGUAGCAUGUCCGCCAAUCCGGUUGCACCAGUUCGAAACGGGACUUUCCCAGACGAAGAGGACAACUCGCAUGUCUACAUAGGCACUGAAUACGCAAACUACUUUAUUGAGAUUGUUUAUGGGGUACUCGUGAUAUCAGCCAUCUUCCUUAUCGCGAUGCUCAUUGUGUCGCAUUUCUUUAACGACAUCCGGACACGAAUACAUCCGGUAUCCCCCACUUCCUCAGAAGAGGACUUUUACGAUGAAACGGAACGUCAUCGCCGUCUCGCUCAGCGGAGGAUGACAACUAUGUUUGAUCCCGUCACAAUUGCUCCGAAAAUUACGUCGGACGGUGUCUUCGUUACACAGCAAUGGAUGGCAGAUAUUGAUUCUAUGAGCUCACACUCGCAGGGUUCUGUUAUACUCAGUGAACCAUGUCUGGAUAGACAACAUUUACCCAACGUUGUGCCUGAAACCCAAUCUAAUCCUCUUCCUGUCAAGAUUCAAAUAAGCGACGCCGAUAACAAAGAUUUAUCAGAAAUUAAAGAAAAUCGCCAAGUAUCCAAGCCACCUGAAAAGGGAAAAAAGACCGCCGGUGCUGGGGGUGUACGCUUUAGCAUCAACGGGAAUUAAAUCUCCCGCCCGGGUCUUCGGGGCAUUCUUUGCCGCAAAACCCAACGGCAACUUCGGCGGGUGUGACUCCUGCGACUCCUACAUAUAAAUCAAGUAUUUCUAAACGCUGAAUAAACCAUGGCAGGUGCAAACCUCGACGAGAAAGCUUGAUGAAGUAGCACGUCGCUUAAAUACGAACAAAGAGGCUUUUGCGUAUCCUUCAUGAUCGUACGAUAAUUGUUCUACCUGGGUGUCCAAUAAACACAUGCGUUUGAAA